Messenger RNA from Hemibagrus wyckioides, 6534 nucleotides. RefSeq names its product TSC complex subunit 2 (gene tsc2). The coding region runs from base 200 to 5680 and encodes 1826 amino acids. The record is from RefSeq and is a predicted model, not a curated record. Gene Ontology annotation, molecular function: GTPase activator activity. Lineage: Eukaryota; Metazoa; Chordata; Actinopteri; Siluriformes; Bagridae. Gene Ontology annotation, cellular component: nucleus; TSC1-TSC2 complex; cytoplasm. Gene Ontology annotation, biological process: negative regulation of phosphatidylinositol 3-kinase/protein kinase B signal transduction; negative regulation of TOR signaling; regulation of small GTPase mediated signal transduction. The transcript has 41 exons.
AUCCGGUUAGAGCAGGGGCUGAUCGGGUGAUUAUUUUAAGGGACGCUUUUGCUGCUUUGCACGGCUCGAAAAGACACAAAUGCAUAAACAUUUAUUGGGUUUGCUGCUUUGAAAAGAUCCACCGCGUCCCAGAGACCCCUUGAUGGUCAGCCCUGCUCCACUGUCCAGCCGUGCGUAAGUCCACCUGAGCGCUGGGAUCAUGAACAAGCAGCCCAGUAAGGAGUCUCUGAAGGACAAGCUGAAGGGGGUGUUCGGACUCACGCCUCGUAUCCCCACCAAACCGACCGAGAGCAGACCGUCCGAGUUCAUCAUCACCCACGACAUCCUGAAGGAGCUAGCGCCGGAGUGUGGGCUGAGCAACAGAAUCAGGGUCAUCAACCAUGUUUGUGACCUCGCCAAGUCCAAAAAGUUUGAGGAGCAUGCUGUGGAGGCUUUAUGGAAGGCGGUGGAGGACAUGAUGCACCCUGAACAAGUAGCUGAAGCUCGACACGCUGUGCUACUGCUGCUGAGGGCUAUAAUACAGGGACAGGGGGAGAGACUGGGUCCGUUGAGAGCGUACUUCUUUAAGAUCAUUUGGGACUACCAGCCCUGUAACGAGGACCUGCCCGAGAGGCUCGGGGUGUUCAAGGCCCUCACGGAGAACGGGAAAGACGUCACCUACCUGGAGGACGAGAUAGCUCGUUUCGUGGUGGUUUGGAUGGAGACAGGUUUGACUGCUGAUUUCUUACAUGUGCUGGUGAACCUGGUCAAGUUCAACUCCUGCUACCUGGAUCAGAACGUCUCACUGAUGGUGCAGAAGAUCUGCUUGCUGUGUAACCGAACCACAUCCUCCACAGAUAUCGAGGUAGCUCUGCAGGUCCUGGAUGCGGUGGUGUGUUAUAACUGCUUGCCGUCCGACUCUCUGACCAUCUUCAUCAUCACGCUGUGCAGAACGGUGAACGUGAAGGAGUUCUGCGAGUCCUGCUGGAAGCUGAUGAGGAAGGUGUUGGGGACUCACCUGGGACACAGUGCAAUCUACACCAUGUGUCGCAUCAUGGAGGAAAGGGUGUAUACGGAGGACGCCGCCCUGCUGAGAGGAGCCGUGUUUUUCGUUGGCAUGGCGCUGUGGGGCGCUCAUAGACUCCCCGCUCUGAAGAACACACCCACACUGGUGCUGCCCUCGUUCUACAAGGCUAUGAACUGCGCCAACGAGGUGGUGUCCUACGAGAUCGUCCUGUCCAUCACACGGCUGAUAAAGAAGUACGGGAAAGAGCUGCAGGUGGUCACCUGGGACAUCCUGCUGGCCAUCAUAGAGAGGCUCCUGCAGCAGAUACAGAGCUCAGGCAGUCCUGACCUGAAGGCCAUUGUGUUUGAGUUGUUGAGUACGGUGGAAGAGCUGUACGAACAGAACGACUACCAUGGAUCCACAGAGCGCUUCUUCAGCCUGGUGGAAAAAUGCGCCGAAAAACGACCGGAUGCGUCAGUGCUGACUCUAAUCUCGUACCGAGCUCAGUCCAUUCAUCCUGCUAAAGACGGCUGGAUCCAGAGCCUCCAUCGCCUCAUGGAGAAAUUCUUCAGGAACGAGACACGCAGUGUGAUCAGAAUCAAAGUGCUGCACAUCCUCUCCUUUGUCCUCAGCACUAACAGACAGCUGUAUGAGGAGGAGCUGAUCGAGGUGGUGGUGCUGCCUCAGCUGGGACAGAUCGCAGAGGACCGGGAUCUGUCUGUGCGGAAACAGGCCACACAGCUGCUGGUGGAUCUUGCUGAGGGCUGCAACACACACCACUUCAACAGCCUGCUCGACAUCAUCGAGAAGGUGGCAAGUCGUCCACUGUCGUGCUCUGUAGAUGGAGACAGAGAGCUUUCAGCUGACUCGCCCAUGGAGGAUGUCAAAACUGCCAUACUGGGGCUGCUGGAGAUCCUGCAGAGUAAGCUGUACAGUCUGCCAGCCAGUCAUGGGAGUCGAGUGUAUGAGUUGCUGAUUAGUCACCUGCAGCUCCACUACAAAAACAAGUACUGCUCCGCCCUGGCCAGCUCCGUACGCCUACAGGUGUUUGAUUUCUUGUUGUUAAUGAGAGCGGACUCGUUGCACCGUCUGGGUGUGCCCAAUAAAGAUGGAGUCCUGCGCUUUAGCCCCUACUGCUACUGUGAUGUGGGUGGGACAGAGAAGAGAGAGGCGGAGAAAAAGCCAACCGGAACCGUCUCUUCGCCAACAGGAAGUCCCGCCCCUGCGGCUCCGCCCACUUCCAUCCGCACUGCCUGCCUGCCGUACAACCUCGCUUUCAAUGUGCUGCUUCAGUGUCUGAAGAUGGAAACAGACUGGAAGGUUCUGAAGCUGGUUCUGGAUAAGAUGCCUUGGACGCUGCAGUAUAAAGUUUUGCUCCUCACGUCACCGUGUAGUGUAGAUCAGCUGUGCUCCACUCUCUGCUCUAUGGUGACGGAUCGUCUGAUCUCAGAGAGGUUAAAACGAACUCCGGAUGGUUUUUCACGCACCGAUGUCCAGCUGGCCGUGGUUCCUGUUCUGACCGCGCUCACGUCCUAUCACUGUUACUUAGAACAGUCCAGACAGAGGGAGCUGGUACAGUGUUUGGAGACAGGUUUGAUCUACCGCUGUGCUAAGCAGUGUGUUGUGGCUCUGACCAUGUGUACGGUGGAGAUGCCUGACAUCAUGAUCAAGCUGCUGCCCGCCCUCAUCGUCAAGCUCACCCACAUUUCGGCAACCGUCGCCAUGGCGUCACCCAUGCUGGAGUUCCUGUCCACGCUGGUCAGGUUGCCUCACCUGUAUGCUAACUUUGUAGCUGAGCAGUACGUCAGUGUGUUUGCCAUCUCGCUGCCUUACACCAACCCCUCCAAGUUUAAUCAGUACAUUGUGUCUCUCGCCCAUCAUGUGAUUGCCAUGUGGUUCAUCCGCUGCAGGAUGCCCUUCAGGAAAGACUUUGUGCAGUACAUCACCAAGGGUCUCCGGUCGAAUGCUCUGCUUCCCUUUGAUGACACACACGAACAGAGCAGCUUCCGGGCUCGCAGCACCAGUCUGAACGAGAGGCCAAAGAGUCUGAGAACUGCCAAAGUGGCGAAGCAGAGCCAGAGCGCUAACUCGCCCGUUAAAGAGCUGAAAGAUCUCUCAGCCAUGGACGCCUUCCGUUCCCGAAGCAUCAGCGUUUCCGAGCACGCGGUGCGCAGGAUGCAGACAUCCACCACCACAUGCAGUCUGGGGUCUGCAGAUGAGAACGCAGUGAUGCAGGCGGACGACGCACUGAAGACGGUUCAUCUGGAGCUGACCGAGACCUGUCUAGACAUGAUGGCCCGUUAUGUCUUCUCUAACUUCUCCGCUCUGCCCAAGAGGUCUCCCAUCGCUGAGUUCCUACUGGCUGGUGGACCCAGUAUGACAUGGCUGGUGGGUAACAAGCUGGUUACCAUAACAACCAGUGGUGGCUCACGCACUCAGACCUUACUCGGCCUUGACACAGCAGAGAGACCAGGAGGAGGAGAGAUGACCCGGUCAGAUCCGACUCUACACACCAGACAAACGAAGGAAGCUCCGGCCAAACUGGAGUCUCAGUCCAGCCAACAGCUGAGCCGAGCUACACGCAUCAGAGUCCGCUCCAUGUCCGGCGGUCAUGCUCUUCGUGCUGGAGCGGUGCAGAGUCUCAGUCCCCUGGUUUCUCCCUCUGAGGGGGAAUUCGGCUCUCCUCUGGAAGGUCUGAACUGUCCUCGGGGGGACGAGGAACUCCCGCAAUCCUCCUCUUCAUCCUCACACGUAGCCCCGCCCCUCAGAGACAAGAGUGGCCUGGCCGAGUUCGUGCCCGUGCUCACGCAGGGCUGGGCUCAGAUAUUUAUACGGAGACCAUCAGGAAACACCAGCUGGCUGAUGUGUCUGGAGAACCCGCCAAGUCCCUUCUCCUCAGAGCUGGGAAACAUGCCCCUGCAGGAGCUUUCUAGUGUCCUCAUGGCUAUGGAUGGGGUUAGAGAACCCCAGACUGAUGCUCCAUCUGCCUCCUCUGCCCCAUCCGAUGCCCCCCAGCAUCAUCAUAAACCCAGCCUUAUCCAGCGCGCCAACACGGACUCUGUGGUAGUGUUGGAGGAAGGUGGGCGGGGCAAGGCACCGGAGUCGGAUCCCGAGUCGCCUCAGAUGGAAUUGGAGGCCGCGUCCUCGGAGCCUAUUUACAUGAGCGCGGAUAUGUUCAAGCCCUCGAACGCCAUGCUCAGCAGGUCCUCCUCCACCUCCAGUCAGGAUGAUGACAAGUCGACCCUUGAGGAGGUCAGUGAGGGAGGCAUCCCAAUCGACCAGCCCCCGUUGACCUUCUCCACUCCCGGAGCUCCCGACUCGGACUUGCCCUUCUCUCACUCGCAGACUCUAAACAAGUCUAGCUCCUCCCCAGAGCUCCAGACCUUGCCUGAGGCCUUUGCCAGAGCCACAGGUUCAGGAGAUCUGCCCAGGUCUAGGAGCCCGGUUGAGGGAAAGAACAUACUCGGUCAGGGUUCAUCUGAGAGAGACACCCUAGGAGACGGAGAGAGUGUGGGAUCAGCAGGACCUCAGAGCCUGGGUGCCAGUGUAUCCACAUCUUCCUCAGCUUCAAAGAUGAAGCUGGAGUUCCCCAGCGCCCAGCCAGGGUCUCUGUCACCUAGUGGACACAGACCUCGUGGUCACACCAUCUCUGUUUCUGCUCCCUCAUCACGGAGAGAAAGGAAGUCUGACCGAGACUCCUACCACAACCGAGGAGGCGUGUCUAAUGCGGAGAAGAGCUCCGGGCUGAGCCCAAGUUUUGUCUUCCUCCAGCUCUACCAUUCACCCUUUUUUGGCAACGAGGCCAACAAGCCCCUCCUCCUGCCCAAAUCGGAGCUGAUCGAUCGAGCGGUUAAAGUUCUGGAUCAGAUGCCGCCGUACGACACACAUAAGAUAGGAGUGGUGUUUGUGGGACCUGGACAGGCGAAUAACGAGGUGGCGAUCCUGUCGAACGAGUACGGCUCCAACCGUUACGCUCGCUUCCUGACCGGUCUCGGAAAACUCAUCCACCUGAAGGACUGCGACCCGGACCAGAUCUUCCUGGGAGGACUGGAUCAUGGGCGGUACGCCGACGACGGAGAGUUCACCUACUGCUGGCACGAUGACAUCAUGCAAGCUAUUUUUCACAUCGCCACACUGAUGCCCAACAGAGAGAGUGACAGGAGCUACUGCAACAAGAAACGCCACAUCGGGAACGACUUCGUAGUGGUGGUGUACAACGACUCGGGCGAGGAAUACAAACUCGGUACCAUUAAGGGCCAGUUUAACUUUGUGGAGGUGGUCAUAAAGCCUCUGGACUACGAGAGUAACCUGGUCACGCUGCAGUGUCGGAGAGACCUCGAGGGUUUGGUGGACACCACAGUAGCGAAGAUUGUAUCAGACCAGAACCUUCCUCUGCUGGUGAGACAGAUGGCUCUGCACGCUAAUAUGGCGUCACUGGUGCACCAGUACAGAGCGAAUCCGUCUGAUGCCUACGCUUCAAAAUGGCUGGCUCGACUGCGACACAUCAAGAGGAUCAGAAUUCGGGCUCAGGAGGAGAUCCAGUCCCGGCCCACCCCCGGAAUCUCCCUCACUCAGAGCCACGCCCCCAUGCAGAACAAGCCCGCCCACCAGCCGUCAGGCUCCGCCCCUAACACAGACUGCGGCCAGAGGAAACGCCUGGUUUCUACGGUCGACGACUUCACAGAUUUUGUUUAGGAUUUUGACUUUCUUCCUUUAAGCCCGAACCCCAGAUUAGUAUUAUUUUAAAAUUGAAAUCAUUUCUAACGGUAAUGAAAUUUUACAUUUCAGCUAUGGGGAUGAAUUCGUUUUAGACACUCCCCUGUAGAGAUAAUGGUUUGAUUUGGGUAACGUUUGGGAAAUUUUAAUCUAAUCUGCUUCUUCUGAGCACCUGCAUGUCCACAUGCUCACCGUUUCACAUCGUUCUGGUGUCUCGCUGCUUGACGAAACUUUUCCUUGAACCGCAUUCACAAAAUUUCUAUCACAAUUUGUUUUCUCUUUAAGAACAGUUAGAUGGUUAUUUCGGUGAUUUCCAGCUCUGUUUCUGCACGUUUUUAGUCUUUUUCCUGCUCCAACAAACCCAUGUGGACUCAACGAGCUCGAGCUUGAUGAUAAAACCUUCAGCCAAGAAAAAAAAAGCGUGUUCUGUUCAGUUGCUUUAAAUGAUUAGUGCGCUGCUGUAAUAACAGAUGCCUUGUGUUUGUGGGUCCACAGUUAUGUGUGGAGUGUGUGUGUGUGUGUGUGUGUGUGAGAGAGAGCUCAGCUAACCCACUACACACUCUCAGCAUUAUGUUCAGACAGCAUGGAGCUCAGCCUCAACUCCAUGAACCUCAGUGUAUUAAUGUGAAAGACUCCGAAUAAAGAAAACACUCAGAAUGAUGCAUGACGUCACAACUGAACUUUACUCCAGACGCUAAACUCCAGUCUGUAGAGCUGAUAUUAAAAAUGAAAAUCCAUGACACAAACCUGUAUUCUGUUUAUUUCUACACUUAUGUAGAGGUGUGUGUGGACAUGUAUGGGCUUUUGUGUACAAUAAAAUUAUAUUGUGACUC